Orycteropus afer afer is the source of this 975-nucleotide messenger RNA. It is a transcript of the gene SLC39A1, whose product is annotated as solute carrier family 39 member 1. Bases 1 to 975 code for a protein of 324 amino acids. NCBI's taxonomy places the organism in Eukaryota, Metazoa, Chordata, Mammalia, Tubulidentata, Orycteropodidae. Gene Ontology annotation, biological process: zinc ion transmembrane transport. The record is from RefSeq and is a predicted model, not a curated record. Gene Ontology annotation, cellular component: plasma membrane. Gene Ontology annotation, molecular function: zinc ion transmembrane transporter activity. The transcript has 3 exons.
AUGGGGCCCUGGGGAGAGCCAGAGCUCCUGGUGUGGCGCCCUGAGGCAGUGGCCUCAGAGCCUCCAGUACCUGUAGGACUGGAGGUGAAGUUGGGGGCCUUGGUGCUGCUGCUGGUGCUAACCCUCGUCUGCAGUCUGGUGCCCAUUUGUGUGUUGCGCCGGUCAGGAGCUAACCAUGAAGCCUCAACCUCCCGCCAGAAAGCUCUGAGCCUUGUAAGCUGCUUCGCAGGAGGUGUCUUUCUGGCCACCUGCCUCCUGGACCUGCUGCCUGAUUACCUAGCUGCCAUCGAUGAGGCCCUGGGGGCCCUGCAUGUGACGCUCCAGUUCCCCCUGCAGGAGUUCAUCCUGGCCAUGGGCUUCUUUCUGGUCCUGGUGAUGGAGCAGAUCACACUGGCUUACAAGGAACAGUCGGGGCCCCAGCCUCGGGAGGAGACAAGAGCACUGCUGGGAACAGCGAACGGUGGGCCACAGCACUGGCAUGAUGGGCUGGGGGUUCCACAGGCAAGUGGAGUCUCAGCAGCACCCUCAGCCCUCCGUGCCUGUGUCCUGGUCUUCUCCUUGGCCCUGCACUCAGUGUUUGAGGGGCUGGCAGUGGGGCUACAGCGAGACCGGGCCCGGGCCAUGGAGCUGUGCUUGGCUCUGCUGCUCCACAAGGGUAUCCUGGCAGUCAGCCUGUCCCUGCGACUGCUGCAGAGCCACCUGCGAGCACAGGUGGUGGCUGGUUGUGGGAUCCUCUUCUCAUGUAUGACACCCCUGGGCAUCGGGCUGGGUGCAGCUCUGGCAGAGUCGGCUGGGCCACUGCACCAGCUGGCCCAGUCUGUGCUGGAGGGCAUGGCAGCUGGCACCUUCCUCUAUAUCACCUUCCUGGAGAUCCUGCCCCAGGAGUUGGCUACUUCUGAGCAGAGGAUCCUCAAGGUCAUUCUGCUCCUGGCAGGCUUUGCCUUGCUUACUGGCUUGCUCUUCAUCCAAGUCUAG